Clupea harengus (Atlantic herring) is the source of this 3347-nucleotide messenger RNA. Its product is annotated as gelsolin-like. Gene Ontology annotation, biological process: barbed-end actin filament capping; central nervous system development; actin polymerization or depolymerization. The record is from RefSeq and is a predicted model, not a curated record. Gene Ontology annotation, cellular component: cytoplasm; actin cytoskeleton. Gene Ontology annotation, molecular function: actin filament binding; phosphatidylinositol-4,5-bisphosphate binding. NCBI's taxonomy places the organism in Eukaryota, Metazoa, Chordata, Actinopteri, Clupeiformes, Clupeidae.
ACGAGUACUGCUUAAAGACAGUGUUCACACAACGAUUUAAGAUUAACUAUUAUGAAAAACUUUUGUCAGAGGAGCAACAAAACUGCACUUUUCCAACCACUCUGUAGCCUAUGUGCAAAAUAGUCUGCAUUCUGGCAACUCAGCCUAUUUUCUUAUUUAUUUGCCAUUUUCUAAAUCCACUGACUCAAAGUAGUAUUCAAGCGUUGCAUCAACCUGGACUUGGUGCAAAACUGUUAGGACUUAUCCUCAUCAAAGCCUCCCUUUCCAUCCCUGUUCCGACAAGUUUGGCUGCACCCUCCUUCACAAGCCUACACAUCGAGUCCAUAAAAGGGGGCGGGGACGCUAACGGGUCCAGGUCUCUUGAAGCAGGAAGCAUACCUGCAUAAGGGAGUCGCCUCUGAAACCCUGUGGAGCUGUCAUCUCAUCUCCCGUCUCUCACCAACUACACCAGAGAUUUCUGACACAUCGCCAGAUAAGAAGCAGCAAUGGCGUACCACCCUGAGUUUGAGAAGGCUGGGCAGAAAGGAGGUCUGCAGGUGUGGCGGAUUGAGAAGAUGGACCUGGCGGCUGUCCCUCAGCACCUCCAUGGGGGCUUCUUCUCCGGAGAUGCCUACCUCAUCCUCAACACCAUCAAACAGCGCGCAGGACACAUGCAGUACGACCUGCACUUCUGGCAAGGUCAGGACUGCACACAGGACGAGAGCGGAGCGGCGGCCAUCUUUACCAUGCAGAUGGACGAUUACCUCGGUGGCAAACCCAUCCAGUACCGUGAGGUCCAGGGCCACGAGUCCAAAACCUUUGUGGGCUACUUUAAAUCUGGCCUCAAGUACAUGAAAGGGGGCAUGGCCUCUGGCUUCCGCCACGUGGAUGAGGAGGAGGUUAAGCGCGUGCUUCAUGUGAUGGGUCGACGCAUCGUCAGGGCAACCGAGGUGCCUGUCAGCUGGGACAGUUUCAACCAGGGAGACUGCUUCAUCCUAGACCUGGGAGAUGAGAUCUACCAGUGGUGUGGCUCCAAGAGUAACCGGUUUGAGAGACUGAAGGCCACAAAUGUCUCUAAAGGUAUCCGUGACAACGAGCGGUGUGGGCGGGCAAAGCUGCACAUCUGUGAGGAAGACUCAGAAAGCGAGAAAAUGCUGGAGAUUCUGGGGCCGAAGCCUGAUUUACCAGACGCACACUCUGAAGACGAGAAGACAGAUGUGUCCAACAGGAAGAUGGCCAAAUUAUACAAGGUGUCUGACGCAAGUGGAGACAUGUCAGUGUCUCUGGUUUCGGGGGAGAACCCGUUCUCCCAGAGCGACCUGGAGCCCACUGACUGUUUCAUCCUGGAUCACGGGUCCAACGGGAAGAUCUUCGUCUGGAAAGGUAAGGAUGCCAACCUGGAGGAGAGGCACGCCACGCUUAAAGCGGCGGAGGAGUUCAUCCGGAAGAUGGGCUACCCCCGACACACGCAGAUCCAGAUCCUGCCACAGUACGGAGAGACGCCACUCUUCAAGCAGUUCUUCAAGGUGUGGCGCGACGUGGACCAGACCGAAGGACUGGGCAAGGGUUACGUGUCAAACAAGAUCGCCAACAUCCAGAAGGUUCCGUUCGACGCCUCCACCCUCCACGAGUCUGCUGCCAUGGCUGCGCAGCACGGCAUCAUGGACGAUGGCAGUGGAGACAAACAGAUCUGGCGUAUUGAGGGGUCAGACAAGGUGCCUGUGGACCCGUCCACAUACGGUCAGUUUUACGGCGGGGACAGUUACAUCAUCCAGUACAGAUACAGUCACGGAGGACGGCAGGGCCAGAUCGUCUACAUCUGGCAAGGAGACGACUCGGGUCAGGACGAAAAGGGGGCGUCAGCCAUUCUGGCUGCACAACUGGAUGAUGAGCUGGGAGGAGGAGCCGUGCAGGUGAGGGUGAUCCAGGGCAAGGAGCCAGCCCAGCUGAUGAGUCUGUUUGGGGGUAAGCCGAUGGUGGUUCACCGGGGAGGAACCUCCAGGGACGGGGGCCAAACCCAGCCUGCAGACACGCGGCUCUUCCAAGUGAGGGCCAACUCAGCAGGCAACACCCGCGCAGUGGAGGUGGAGGCUGUGGCGUCCAACAUGAACUCCAACGAUGCAUUCGUUCUGCUGACACCCUCCUCCUCUGUGCUGUGGGCGGGGCAUGGGUGCUGUGAUGUGGAGAAGGGCGGGGCCUCACAGCUCAGUGAGAUUCUAGGCGUGGAGCUCUCUGAGGUUGCCGAGGGAGAUGAGGGAGACGAUUUCUGGGAUUCUCUGGGCGGAAAGGCCGAGUAUCGUACAUCAGCCAGACUGAAGAACAAGAUGGACGUGCAUCCUCCACGACUGUUCGCCUGCUCCAACAAAACAGGACAGUUCACUAUUGAGGAGGUGCCUGGAGAGAUGACUCAGGAGGAUCUGGCUCCAGAUGACGUGAUGAUCCUGGACACAUGGGAUCAGGUGUUUGUUUGGAUCGGGGAUGACGCCAAUGAAGAGGAGAAGAGCGAGGCCAUGAAGUCUGCCUCUCAAUACAUCGAAACAGACCCGUCCAACAGGGACCCCAGGACACCCGUGGUGAAGAGCAAGCAGGGCUUUGAGCCGCCCACCUUCACUGGCUGGUUCCUGGGUUGGGACUUUGAGUACUGGAGCUCUGACCCAUUUGAGCGAGCAAUGGCCAACCUGUAGAUGACGUUAACCCACGACCCGCCCGCGGCCGACUUGGAUUCGGACCCGGCGCUGAUCUGGUGCGGUUUUGUGGUGCCAGAUCUGGGCCGGACCCGAUCCAGGGUUAACUGCUGUCUGGGACGGGCCCUUGUAGGAAAGAGUGUGAUCAGAGCAGUGUGUGUGUGGCAGAGAGAGGAGAGUUUUCAGAAGUGCCCUUUCAGGUCAAACAAGUGCUUUAGACAAACAUAUAGCAUCCGUCUUAGCUCUCACAAAGUUAAACACAGAACAGAACUUUACACUUCCGUGACACAGCCUGCGCAAACAUUGACCACUGUCACAGUCUACAUAGUAAUCAAUGCUUACAUCGCUAAACUCUUAAACACUAGCUACCUUUCUACUGCAGUAGCUAAAGCUAACAUCACUAAACUCCUAAACACUAGCUACCUUCCUACUGCAGUUGCUGCUUUCGCUUUGGUGAACUCUGCAGCAUAUACAAGACAUCCUGUUACAGAAGCAUUUAGUCUUCCUCUCUGCUGUCUGCUCACUGUGUGUGUGUGUCACUCUCUCAGCCUUCAGCUUCUCUGUCACAUUCAGGUGUAGAAUGUUACAAGCAGAACUACAUAGAGCCUUAGUUAAAUCACACCUGCAUUUACAAACUGACUGGUUGAUGUCAAACAUCUCUGCAUUAAAAUGCUUCAUAUGAAA